AUGUCGGACUUUGCGAGCUUGACGGGCAGGUUUCGAGCCUAUAAGGAUACUCUACAGUCGUUUGUUAAACAGCUGAUGCAAAAGCAAAAUCAACCGUCGACCCAGUCCGUCAACGAUGCGGUGCCGACGCUGUCGGGGUUGUCACUGGAACCAACCCCUGCCCCAAUAGGAACUGUUGACCAGGCUGAUCAACGUGACCAAAUCGACGGGGAGCCAAGGCCGUUUUUGGGCCGUAGGACGGAUGUCGAAGAAGAGGCAGGAGAAACCGAAAGACUACGAGAAGGUCGAGCAGAGGAUCCCCUAGCGGUAUCAUUGUCAUCAGGUGGCGAAGUUAUAUUUGGAGCGUCGCACAACUACUCCCUGCAACAAAUCGUUUCCCACCACUUGCCUCCACGACUCGAGGUCGACCGCCUCCUCGCCAUCUACUUCCAAGGCGAAACGUACAUUGUCCCGUUCAUCCAUACAUACCAUUUCCAACGACAAUACCGAGAGUUUUGGGCCGACACCGCCAAUGUCAAUCCUCUCUGGUUGUCGAUGUUGUUCUCUAUCUGCUGUAUGGCGUCCGUGAUCAGGGGAGCAACGAGCCCUUAUCAAACGACUCCGAAUGACUGGGUCAGCGAGAGUUCUCACUUGCAUGCUGCCGCCGGACAAUGCCUUGUUCUCGGGGAAUACCAUCGUCGACAGCAAUUCGUGGUCGAGGCGCUUGCAAUGUAUGCCCACUGCAAGAAUUUCCAGAGUCUGGAUCCGUCUCGAGAAGCUGGAGCCAUCCUCGGUAUGGUCGUGCGCAUGGCGUACGAGAUGGGCUACCAUCGAGAUCCAGACUCGUUUGGAUCCUUCACGAUAUUCGAAGGUGAAAUGCGCCGACGAUGUUGGGCCGCGUGCAAACAGAUGGACCUGAUGAUCUCGUUCCAACUCGGCCUACCUAGCAAUAUUUGUCUGGAAGACUGUGACACCAAAUCCCCUCGCAACCUUUCCGACGUCGACUUCAGCGCCGAGACAGAGGUGCUUCCUGCGUCUCGAUCCGAAAAUGAAGCUACACGACUCCUCUGGUUCAUUGUCAAAGACAGGCAAAUGACCAGUUUCAGCUACGUGUGCAAAGACGCUCUUUCAUUCCAUGAAAAGUCUGAAAUAGAGAUAAUCCAGCUGGACGAAGAAAUCCGACGCAUGUACGCAAUGGUGCCUGAUGUUCUGCGAACUCGUCCCGUUUCCGAGUCGAUCGCCGACGACCCAUUCCUCAUCAUGACCAGACUGUACGUCGAAUUCAUUUAUCUGAAAAGCCUCUGUGUCUUGCAUCGCAAGUACAUGGCUCGAGGGCACGAUUUCAGUACCAAGUCCUGUGUUGAGGCUGGAAAACGACUCGUGAGUCAGUUUAUUGACAUGUACAAGGAAUUCUCACCGGGAGGUCAACUGUGGACGGAGCGGUGGAUGUUGAGCAGCUUCACCAUGAAUGAUUUCCUUCUCGGCGUCAUGGUGUUUUGCCUCGUUGUUCAUUCUCGUCGCAAGAGAGGCGCCAGGCAUUCCCUCAUCGAUUCCGCCACAGAGAGGGAUGUCCUCCCCUUACUCGAGCAGUCGCACGCUAUAUGUGUGGAGAAAUCCAAGGCCAGCAGAGGUGCUUGA
Molecule: messenger RNA, 1617 nt
Organism: Rhinocladiella mackenziei CBS 650.93
Lineage: Eukaryota; Fungi; Ascomycota; Eurotiomycetes; Chaetothyriales; Herpotrichiellaceae
Exons: 3
Coding region: 1-1617 (538 amino acids)
Biological process (GO): DNA-templated transcription
Cellular component (GO): nucleus
Molecular function (GO): zinc ion binding; DNA binding
Source: RefSeq, a predicted model, not a curated record